AUGGGCUAUGAGUCAAAACACGUGCUCCCCAAUGGAAGCCUCUCGGAUCUGGGCACUAGCCGCCGGAACUCAAACAGAUUUCCGCAGAAUUUCUCCAGGAAACCUUCGUGUGGCGCCAGAGGCCUGGCCAAGGCGGAGGCGCAGGCGGAGCGGGAGCCCCCAGCGGAGGAGCCUGGGCCCAGGUCCCAGGCCAGGCGGCAACCCGAGGCAGGGCCUGGCUCAGAGCCGCUCCCGGCCUCUAAGCACGAGUCAGAGCAGUUCUUCGCAUCACCGUCGGAAAACCAGGUGUCCGAGAGACCCCGUUGCCACACCGACUGCCUGGAGGCGCCCCUCUCCUGCCUCUUCCAAAGGCUGGGAUGCGAAGAGGGCGCGCACCCCUGGAUCUUCCUGCUGGUGCCCAUGGUGCUGACGGCCGCUCUGGGCACCGGUUUGAUAUACCUGCCCAAGGAUGUAGAAGAAAACCUUGAGGAGCCGUACACCCCAAUAGGGAGCCCAGCCAAGGCCGAGUGGUGCUUUGUGCAGGAACGCUUCACCGCCAACGACUCUUACCACUUCUCCAUCUCCAGGAAGAGCACCGAGGUCUAUUUCGCUUGUAUGCUAGCGGUCUCCAACACCACCUCCCUGCUAGAACCAGCAAUCUUAUCAGAAGUUAGUAAAGUGGAUGACGUGAUCCAGGAUCUGUAUGCGAUGGGAGAAAACGGAACCCAGAUCCACUACAAUCAGGUGUGUGCCAAGCCCCAGGGUCUCUGCGUGCCUUCCAACCCACUCCUGUAUGCCUGGCAGAUGAACAGGGACCUCGACCUGAGAAAUGUCACUUUCCCAAUCUACAACCACACCGGUCAGCCCAUCUACCUGGCUGGCACCAUUGGAGGAACAUUCUUAGGUGAGAGGAUGGGAAUGAACCAGUUACUCCUGGAAGCCAAAGCCGUGAGGCUGCUCUACUACCUGAAAACUGAGGAUGGAGAGGACAACGAGCAUAGUAAGAAAUGGUUGACCCAUUUUGUGAACCAAUUUAGCAACAUUGAAAAGAGUCUGGCCUCGAAGAGGAUCCAGGUGGUCUACUUUACAUCAAUUCCUACACAACUGGAACUUGAAGCAACUUUGAUGACAGUGAUCCCUUUGUUUCACUUGGCAUACCUUCUAAUCAUAUUAUUUGCAAUACUAUCAUGCUACAGGUGA
Molecule: messenger RNA, 1179 nt
Organism: Lynx canadensis (Canada lynx)
Lineage: Eukaryota; Metazoa; Chordata; Mammalia; Carnivora; Felidae
Product: patched domain-containing protein 3-like
Exons: 4
Coding region: 1-1179 (392 amino acids)
Cellular component (GO): membrane
Source: RefSeq, a predicted model, not a curated record